AUGUCAGCGCCUCAAGGGCCACGUUCCAGGAGUGGUAGUAGAGGACGUGGAAAUGCACGGCCAGGCGUUAGAUCAAGAGCAGCUGCUCAUGGGGGAAGAGAAAGGCAGCCUCUUAAGGGGGCGCCUACCAAUGCGACAACAGACCGCCAAUCCUCCCAUCAUCUCAAACCACCUCCCAAUCAGGAUCUCCACCACAACAACUCAUGGACGAACUCGUCUUCCCUCUCCACGGCGUUCCAGAGUCACGCAGGCAGAAUGUCGAACCCGUCGAGCCAGACUUGGCGCAACCCAGCCGUGGAAGAUAGCCGGACCUACAAGCAGCGCAUGAGCGAUCUCUAUCAGACGCUCAAACAAAAUCGAGAACAAGAACGGAAAGAUGCAAUCAAAGAUGGCUUUCUCGCGGACCCGGACAAGCCAACUUCGCUGGCCCAUGCCAUCACACCAGUAGGGACUUGCCAAGAUAUGUGCCCUGAAUAUGAGCGUGUCGAGAGGAUUGUACAACUCAUGGUCGAUGGAAGCGAGAAGAUAUCACCGUCGUCGGAUUCGGACACCAUGGUGCCCUCCGAAGAGAUUAUGGUCAAGAGGUUUCGACGAUCUGCAGCUGGCUACGACGAGCAACUUCCAUCUGAUAUUAGACCCCCAGCUGUUCUCCAAAAGACUUUAGAUUAUCUCAUCAACGAUGUCAUUGGUGGACCAGAGUCUCUUCACAAAGUGCACAAAUUCGUAUGGGACCGUACGCGAGGCAUCCGGAACGACUUCUCCAUCCAACAAGUCACAAAGGUAGACGACUUACGAAUUGCUAUUGAUUGCUUUGAGCGCAUCGCACGCUUCCACAUUCUGUCCUUACACCAGCUGUCAAAAUCUUCGGGCACUGGCUUCGACCAUCACCAAGAACGCGAGCAGCUGAACAACACCCUGCUCUCUCUAAUGUAUUACUACGAUGACAGUCGGCACAAGUUAACCUCGCUCAAUGAAGCCGAAUUCCGGGCCUACUGCAUCAUCUUUGAGAUCCAAGACCAACGACCAGACUUGGAGGACCGCGCACAGAAUUUGCCAAGACCUAUACUUAAGGAUCCACGGGUUCAGAUCGCGCUCAAGCUGUAUGCUGCGGCUGGGAAUACGUCAGACGAACAAGGACCCUUACGGCCGCGUACUCUAUUCCUAACCGCGCAAGCAAAUACCGGAGGCUUCUGGAAGUUGGUGCAGUCGAACGCGGUUUCCUACAUGAUGGCAUGCGUUGCAGAGAUAUACUUUGGGCUUGUGCGAAGAACAGCACUGCAAGCUAUCUCGAAGGCGUACAGGGCAAAACGACUUGGUCAAACGAGAAUGGAUGACUGGACACUAGAAGAUCUGGCGGAAGCUCUCGGUUUUGAUGAUGAGAGUGAGACGCACAAGUACUUCAGGUUCAACAACGUUGUUAUACACAAGAAAGAGGAUGGUACUGAGUUCAUAGAUGUUGGAUCAGUGAUGGACGAUAUAGGUGACGAUGCUUGGGAGAGUCACAAAUUCUCCAUAAGAUUGGUGGAAUCAAAACGGCUCGGUCGAAACUUACCAGCCGUGAUCAACGGAUUAAGUGCUGCUCAAGCACAAUCGCAAGGAUUCAUUGAAGUAGCCUCAGAUGCCGAUACUGCUUCUAUGGCGAAUAGCGAAUCUCUUUUCGUUGGCGAGUCCGAUGAUGAAAGCACAUCAUCCCAGUCGAGAUCUGGAAGUCCGCAGAAGAUUCGAGAUGUCAAUGGCAAGGCUCCUCAGCUCAACGCUACAGCAACGCCUUUCGAUCCGAAAUCAACCGGAUCCGCAGCUCCUGCCCAGUCGAACCCCUUUUCAGCCGCGGCAACUUUUGGCAAGCCUAGCAGGCCGCAGAUCCAGUCCAACUCGACACCUGUUUUCGAUUUCAACUCCAACCCUACUAAUCAAGCAGCUCAUAAUCCUUUCGAGAGCAAAGAACCCCCUAAAUUCAAAUUUCCCCCAAAUGCAGACACGAUCAAAGCCGGGGAGUCCAAAGGCACCCCUGGUAUUUUGGGCAGCAAAGAAACCCCAAAAUUCAAUUUCUUUCCCUCACAGUCGGCUCCCAAGACAGAAGGAAACAGCAACAGCUCUGUGCUUUCACCAUUUGCUCCACCCGUGGAAAAGAAAACCACCUUUGGUCAACCCUCAGCCAAAUUUCCUGCUACGACGACCCCAGAACCAACGAAGGCCGUCGCCGAAAAAGCACCAACCUCAAAUGAAGCAGCUGUACCUCCGAAACCAAAUGGUAUUUUUGAUCAACCAGCAGCCUCGUCAGCUUCCCCUGUCUUUUCGUUUGGAACCUCUCCAUUGUUCGAAUCAGCCGGAAUAGAGCCAAAGGCCCACGAUAGCAAGGCCAACCCGUUUCCAACCUUGGAAGAAAAGACUCCCAACAUUUCGGCUCCACAGCAGAAAGAUGCGGCAAUCAAGCUUCCGACUUCUACGACUCUACUGGCCCCCAAAUCAACUCCUUUCGAUCUAUUCCCACCGUCAGAUUUACUCACCAAAGAGACAAAUCUCCCUCCAGCAGCACCUCUCAAAUUUCCUCCAUCCAACGAUACUCUGCUGCUAACGCCAGAAUCUCAAUCCAAUUUGAGGUCUUCGCAACCCUCCUCAAUCUUUCCUUCAUAUACCGCUCCUACCUUUCAGUCGCCUCUUUCUUCGUCCUCCACCAGACCUUUCGCAGAAAUCCAAAGGCCGACCUCAGUAUCAGAGCCUACCACUUCGAGUUCACGAGCUUUCCCCGGCUCGACAUUGAUUAAGUCUUCAGGAUCUCAACCUAGCCAGAAAAAAUCAACUUCCGCCCCUUCGCGACUAGAUCCAAGAUCUGUAGCUUUAAACAAGCUCUCCAGAAAUAUGCUGCUUGAAGAUAAUGGAAUCAUACAGCAUUUCAUUGAAUUCACUGUCGGACCUAUCAUCAAGGCCUCGAUUACUCAAUUCGACGACGAAUCGUCUUGGAAGGAAUCAAGGGAAUGUCGUGCUAUCUUGUUGGCCAAGAAGUUUUUUAAGAGGUGGAAAGCCAAUGCCUGGAAUAUGAGUCUCAUGCGCAAAGCCAAACAACGAAGAAGGGAUUUUGCGAAGUCGAUCCAGAAUUCCGUCAAGGCCGAGCGCCAAAAGCACAAUGAUCGUAAUUCUUCACUCUCCUCGCUCGCAUCGAGUAUGGGAGGCUCAAAAAGCCCAAUUGGGCACCAAAGUCACCCUGGAAACAUGAUGCCACCGCCCCUGACUCCGCUGCAGAAGCGACAGAGCUUACCUGCAGAUUUCGACAAUGAGCAAAGCCAACUAGAGAACUCCACAGGGACAAAACGCAAACGAGAAGACCCCACUAGAAGCGUUGAUCAAGGCACUCCAAGGCGUACGAAAAUUCAUCACAAGAGAUCCCGCACUAUUGGGGACCCGACCAUGUCUGCUCCUCCACAUCCUAUGACACGUCCGCCUUACAAGUCCCGAAUGGAUGUCUCGAAGAUAAAGGAUAGGUCGCUUCUCAGCGACAUACUCAUGAAGCAAGCCCGUCGCCUAGCUCCCAAGGCUAGAUCAGACACAACACGUACAGACUAUUUCCAGCUCAAGGCUCUUGGCAUCGAUCCAGACACUCCCGUUAUACCGUCAACGAAGAAGCGAACGAGGGGUAAGAUGGAAAUUGAUGAAGUCGAUCGCUCGAUGGAGACAACUUUAUUAAGCCCUCCUCCCAGCUAUGGCACGCGACUAUCCGUCUCUCAACCAGAUACACAGAAUCAGCCCAGUUCAAGUAGAGUUUCAAGAUCAGUGGAUGAUGACGACGAAGAGCUCUUUGCGCAGAUACGUUCUGUCCGCGAAGCAUUGGCAGAGUCAGAGCAAUGGUGUAGAUCCGAACGACAAAGUAUCGAGAAGAGUAUGACACCUCAACCCGAAAAUUUCCCGCCUAACAACGAGACAACGGCACAGCGUAAACUCAGGGAAAUUAGGGAACGAGGGACGACACCUUCGAGAACGGAGCUUAGGUUGAGAGCUAUGGGCGACAAAGCCCUUCUGCCGAAGGGCUUUUGGGAUGGCGAAGGGAUGGGGAUGAGUUUGGUAGGGAAGGGGAAGCAGAAGGAAGUGGCUACGCCUCUUCCAUCAAGUCAACAGCGAGAGCAGGUCGGAACGGCGCCAAGGGGAUUCGCAGCCUUGGAGAGGCAAACGCAGAUGAAUGGGUUCAUGAGUGGUCCAUCUCGACCUGCACAUCAUCUGAAACAGCAAGCGGCAGAGGCGCAGAAGCAGGCGGGCUCGAGUGCGGAGGAUGCGAUUGAGCUUUGA
Letharia columbiana is the source of this 4278-nucleotide messenger RNA. RefSeq lists its product as uncharacterized. The transcript is spliced from 5 exons. The record is from RefSeq and is a predicted model, not a curated record. Gene Ontology annotation, biological process: mRNA export from nucleus. Bases 1 to 4278 code for a protein of 1425 amino acids. Gene Ontology annotation, cellular component: transcription export complex 2; cytoplasm; nucleus. NCBI's taxonomy places the organism in Eukaryota, Fungi, Ascomycota, Lecanoromycetes, Lecanorales, Parmeliaceae.